Messenger RNA from Lactuca sativa (garden lettuce), 1084 nucleotides. RefSeq lists its product as uncharacterized. Lineage: Eukaryota; Viridiplantae; Streptophyta; Magnoliopsida; Asterales; Asteraceae. The record is from RefSeq and is a predicted model, not a curated record.
AAAUAUCUGUGCCCCAAGAACUUUCGUAGAAGUUGAAAAUGAAUGUACAAAAUAUUGGGUUAAAAGAAGUAAAGUUCGUCGCAAACUGCGAGACUUGAGUCGUCCACGAAGUUUAUAGGUAGUUUCCACAGCAACAGAUAUAUUUGAAGUCGAGGCAAAGAUAUGAAAGCAAUGAACUAAAUCGGUGAUAUCUUCUAACCCAUGGCGGAGGAAAGAGGUGCGGAAGCCAAAGAUGAAAAAACCCUAAACAUUGAUGGCGGUGGUAAACCACUCAACGCCGAAGAGUAUGAUAAAGACUCUGAUGCACGAGAGACGACGAAAAAUGGGGACGUGGUUGUAACUGGCCGAAAAUUGGUGGCCAAAAAGCGCAGUUAUGAAUUUACCCCUUCCUCAUUGUCAUGUGACUGUUUCCAUAACAAAGAUUUCGGAAGGGACACAAGUAGACUCGAUUUGAUUAGUUUCCGUUAUUUUGAUGUUUAUGGAGAAAAUCCUGACAUGGGAAAGGGUAGUUAUGGAGGUGGAGGUGGUAGAAAGGAUAGUGGUAUGACUCAACAAGUUACCGUUGUUAGUUACAAUGGUGAUGUAGUCCAAGGAUCUAUGAAGGAAGGAAGUGGUGAUGGUGGGGAGCCAGUAUCCCAUAAACUGGAGCAGGAAAAGUGUAAUAUUGAUGUUAAACCUGUAAUUAAAAGAUCACAGGAGAAAAAGGGUAGUGGUGGCGCUGAUGUUGAUGGUGAUCAAGAUGGAGGAUGUAUGGUGGCAGUAGGAUGUGGAGAGACAUGGUUGUGGUCGUGGGUUUGUGGAAAAAAGAGUUUUAAAUAAUUAUUUUAGAUAUGGGGAGUAAUAUGUACAUGAAUUAUCAGCUCUCUUUAGAUAUGAAGCACAAUACAUGUCAGUUAGUCCUGUUAGAAUGCGAUAUUAUUACAUUACUAUACGUGUAAUAAAUUGAUAUUAUAUUACUAGUAUUUCUGAAUCAAUGCAAAUAUAGCAUUUACAAUGAACAACGCCAAAACCUAUUGGUAUUGUUAUUCUUCUUUUUCUGUUGUAUUGGAGCAAAUCUUAGUAUAUUUUUCUCACAUUUUGAUGA